AGUGUAAGCAACAGAACAAUGCCAUUUGCAGUUUAGGCUUUGUGUUGUACACGUAGUGAUCGUAGUGUUUUUUUGUUAGCAGGAUAAUAAUUGUUAAGUACGCAGCAUAACCAGUUCCGAAUUGCGGAGCAAUAUGGAACCUGUGUCGAUUUACACUGUGGAUACUUGCAAACCAAGUGUCACAAGUGUACCAAAUGAUUCCAAGGCUAAAAGUUAUACUUUUGAUGAGGUGAUAGACUUCAUAGGAUUUGGACGAACCACAGUGCAUAUAUUCCUAGCGUCAUCUAUUGUGAUGAUGGCUGUGCUGAACGAAACUAUGGGUAUUUCGAUAGUUAUUCCGGCUGCCCAAUGCGAUCUUAAUCUCUCAUCCACAGAUAAGGGAAUACUAACAGGAGUGAGUUUUGCAGGUAUCAUCGUAUCGUCUCACUUCUGGGGUUAUAUAGCUGACACGAAAGGUCGUCGAAGCACCCUCAUCGUGUCACUAUUGUUAACCGCUACCUGUGCGCUAGUGUCGGGUUUUUCCAUCAAUUUUACUAUGAUGGCAGUUAUGCGUUUCUUGGUCGGAGUGUUUGUUUCUGCACCAUCGGCCACCAUAUUCGCGUACUUGGGCGAGUUUUUUAAAACGACGAAACGAACCAUUGUGAUCACAUAUGCUAGCGUAGCCGUAGGACUUUCGGGUGUCUUCACUGCAACCACUGGAUGGUACGUUCUCUCGUUCGAUUGGGAGGUCCUUUUGCCAGGAGUAGCGUUUACUUUAAGACCGUGGCGGUUGCUGUUUAUCGUGUAUACGCUCCCUACACUGAUUGGAGCAUGUUGGCUUAUAUUUUUGCCGGAAAGUCCGAAAUUCUAUCUUUCACGAGAUAGACAAUCCGAGGCAUUCGCCAUUCUCCAACGUCUGUAUUUGGAGAAUCACCCAAACGCGACAGUUGAUGAUUUCUGCAUAAAACAUAUCGUACCUGAAGCCGGUCAAAAAAUACGCAGCAAAGAUUCCCGCUCGGCUACAGGCUGCUGGCAUGUAGCUAGAAGUAUGUGGAAUCAAACUGUUCCACUAUUUCAAAAGUCAAACGUCGUCAAUUUCACUAUAUGCUGCGUGGUACAGUUUGGAUUGUUUGUCGUAUCGGCCGGCAUGGGACUGUGGUUUCCGGAUAUUGUGAAUCGAAUAACCACCUCAAAUACCACGGAUACAACGGUUUGUGAUGCACUGAGCACGACCUUGAUCUAUAGCAACGCGACAGAGGAUCGCCUAGAGUCUACAAGCAUUAGCCCGGUCUGCAACGAUAACGUUAACGAACGAGUCUUCAUAUAUGCCAUGACGCUGGGUGGUUUGUAUACUGUGCUCUACCUGGUGAUGUCGGCUCUAAUGCAAAAGCUUGGCCGCAAAAGUGUGGUAGGAUUCAACCUGUUCUUCUCGGGAUUUUCCGGAAUCAUUCUGCAGUUUGUGAGCAAUCCAUACAUUACGGUGGCGCUGUUUUGCUUUUUUCUGGUUUUUGCUGGAACCUCGAUUUCAAUCUUGAAUGGUGCCACUGUGUCAUUCUUUCCAACAAAUGUACGAGCUAUGGCUGUCUGCUUAAGCCUCAUGAUGGGCCGAUUGGGUAGUGUUUUCGGAAGUAAUCUCGUCGGACUUAUCAUGGAACAGAAUUGUACGCUCACAUUCUUUCUCUUCGCCAGUGGAUCUCUCGUCUGUGCUGUUUUGACAUUAAUUUUACCUAGUUAGUAUCGGAUUUCAGUAUCUCCACCUGCCAGUGUAUUUGAAACUCUUGAUUUGAAAUAAAUGAUAUUUGAGAAAAGCA
Anopheles darlingi is the source of this 1790-nucleotide messenger RNA. RefSeq names its product synaptic vesicle glycoprotein 2B. The record is from RefSeq and is a predicted model, not a curated record. Bases 134 to 1714 code for a protein of 526 amino acids. Lineage: Eukaryota; Metazoa; Arthropoda; Insecta; Diptera; Culicidae. Gene Ontology annotation, biological process: transmembrane transport. Gene Ontology annotation, cellular component: membrane. The transcript has 6 exons. Gene Ontology annotation, molecular function: transmembrane transporter activity.